UCGUCAAAUGUUGGCGGUUGAAGUUAAAUUUAAUAACAUUUACUGAUUUAGGCUAAUGUCGAAAAUAAACUGAAAGAGUGAAUCAUUUGAAUGUUAAUAAGCUUAAAAAUUAAACUGUUUUAAUGACAGAACAUUGCUCGAGAUCAUGAAGAGAUCAUCUUUGCUGAGUAGCACGGGAAAGACUGGACGUUACUUUGGUGGCAGAAGUGAUGCGGGAAAUUUCUUACCGGGAAGUACCCAAAAAAAUAGCAACAGUGUCAGAAAAUCUGGACGUUCUAGAACUUCAUCAACGAGCAACAACAAUUUGUUUGGAGCUGUUGGAGGAGCGAGACAAAGGUCAUCCUCUGCAUCCAACAGCAGUGGUUUCAGUUUGUACGGCAGGAAUCGUCCUGGAAGUUUUACAGGGAUAACCAAGGUGUCAAAAGACCCACGACCUUUAUCAAACCGAGCAUAUCAAAGUAAAUCUAUCCAUAAGCUGCUCGAGUUUUUAUCAGAUCAGCAGUAUUCGUACCAGUUGUCAGAAAGGUUGCUUUCAAGUCCAUCAACCAAAGAUUUUGUUAGGAUUUUUGAGUUUUUGUACCGUUUCUGGGACGCCAAGUACACUGCAUCUAACAGACCCGAAGAUGAGGUCCCUCAGUUAAUGAAAAGGCUCGGAUAUCCCUUUCCCAUUGCCAGGUCUAUGCUUAUCACAAUUGCCAGGCAUUCUUGGCCCUCUCUUCUUGGUGUUCUAGUGUGGCUAGUUGAACUCAUUAUGUUCUGUGAAAAAAUUAAUGUUACUGACAUGUUGUGGCCAAGAAAUGACUUCGAGGAGGAGGGUAUUAACGUGAAACAGGUACUUUUUGAACACACAGCAGCCAGUUAUCAGAACUUCAUGGAUAAUGAAAGUGAUGACGUUGAAGAGAAAGAAAAAUUUCUUCGAACACUAGCGGAGCGUUACUUUGGUGGAGAGAAGUGUCUCGAGAUGUUGAGAGAAGAAUGCGAAGAUUUAAAUAAUAAGCUAAUGAAAAAAAAUGCUGAAGUG
Messenger RNA from Limulus polyphemus (Atlantic horseshoe crab), 1021 nucleotides. Its product is annotated as kinetochore protein NDC80 homolog. Gene Ontology annotation, cellular component: Ndc80 complex. Gene Ontology annotation, biological process: attachment of mitotic spindle microtubules to kinetochore. The transcript has 8 exons. The annotation marks the transcript as partial. The record is from RefSeq and is a predicted model, not a curated record. NCBI's taxonomy places the organism in Eukaryota, Metazoa, Arthropoda, Merostomata, Xiphosura, Limulidae.